UCUUCACUAAUUUUAGUUCUUGUCGACAGGAAGAGAAGUAAGAGGAGGGUGGAAACAAACGGAAUUGAAUUCUCCAUCUUUAUUCGUUCGCUUAUUCAUUCCCUUGCCGCUGACGUUCCCAAUUCCCUCUCUCUCUCUCACUCUCACUCUCACCCUCACCGAGAAGCACAUAAAACAAUACAUACCGACAGAAAACAGAGUGCAACUCAGAAAGUUGAGAAGGCUAGCAAUAGAGAAAGAGAGUGGCCGAUCGCUUUUUGGUAAAGAAAAAUGCAGGCGUCAACGUGUGUAGUUAAAGGAGGCAUCGGCUUUGGGGCCCAAAACCGCACAAAGGUUUUAAAGGGUUUUGGUGAAUUUGGGAAACCAAGUCUAGGAUUGGGAAUGACAGAGAGGACUGCCUGCAGUGUUCUACGCCUCAGUUCGACCCCUAUGAAGGACACACUCACUAGUGCAAGACUGGGUGUUAAUGGCGUUUUCAGGUCCUCGGUCAAGCCCAGAUCAGUCAAGGCUCAGGCUUCUGAUGAUCUUGAGAAUGUUGAUUCCUUGGUGCCUCAGAGCAAAUCUUCUGGAACUGUUUUGCCAUAUGUUGGUGUUGCUUGUUUGGGAGCCAUUUUGUUUGGUUACCAUCUUGGGGUUGUAAAUGGUGCUCUUGAGUACCUCUCCAAGGAUCUUGGGAUAUCUGAAAACACUGUGUUACAAGGAUGGAUUGUCAGCACGCUUCUUGCUGGAGCCACCGUUGGCUCAUUUACUGGGGGAGCAUUGGCUGACAAGUUUGGUAGAACAAGAACGUUUCAAUUAGAUGUCAUACCGCUGGCAAUUGGAGCAUUUCUUUGUGCUACAGCCCAGAGUGUGCAAACCAUGAUAAUUGGCCGCUUACUUGCUGGCAUUGGAAUUGGUGUUACAUCUGCUAUUGUGCCUCUUUACAUAUCUGAGAUCUCACCAACUGAAAUUCGUGGUGCGCUUGGAUCUGUGAACCAGCUAUUUAUAUGUAUUGGGAUUCUUGCAGCAUUGGUGGCUGGAUUACCUUUAGCAGGAAACCCUUUAUGGUGGAGGACAAUGUUUGGUAUUGCAAUUGUACCCUCUAUUCUGUUGGCAUUAGGAAUGGCAUUUUCUCCAGAAAGUCCUCGGUGGCUUUUUCAGCAAGGAAAAAUUCCUGAGGCUGAAAAGUCUAUCAAAACUCUAUUUGGGAAAGAAAGAGUUGCUGAGGUUAUGCAGGAUUUAAGAGCGGCAGGUCAAGGUUCUGUGGAACCUGAGGCAGGGUGGUUUGAUCUGUUUAGUAGCCGCUAUUGGAAAGUUGUUAGUGUUGGUGCAGCACUUUUCUUGUUCCAGCAGUUGGCUGGAAUAAAUGCUGUGGUCUAUUAUUCAACUUCUGUGUUUCGGAGUGCUGGAAUUGCCUCCGAUGUUGCAGCAAGUGCUCUUGUUGGGGCAGCUAAUGUCUUUGGCACAGCUGUUGCAUCAUCCUUGAUGGACAGUCAAGGAAGGAAAAGUCUUCUAAUCACAAGCUUUAGUGGAAUGGCCACUUCAAUGUUGCUGCUUUCUCUGUCCUUUACUUGGAAGGUCCUGGCACCAUACUCCGGCACCCUUGCUGUUCUUGGAACUGUUCUCUAUGUACUGUCCUUUUCACUUGGUGCUGGUCCUGUGCCUGCUCUACUUCUACCGGAGAUAUUUGCUUCCAGAAUCAGAGCAAAAGCAGUUGCUUUGUCGCUAGGCAUGCAUUGGAUCUCCAACUUCGUCAUUGGCCUUUAUUUCUUGAGCUUUGUUAACAAGUUUGGAAUCAGCUCGGUGUAUUUGGGAUUUGCAACUGUCUGUCUUCUUGGUGUCCUUUACAUAGCUGGUAAUGUGGUGGAAACAAAGGGGCGAUCAUUGGAGGAAAUAGAGCGUGCUCUCAACCCUGCAAUUUGAUGAGAAUAUUUUUGGAAAGUGCAUGCGGUCACAAUCUCAGUGCAGCUUAUUGGUUUUUGAUCAUGGGACAGAAAGAAAAAAACAUGCUCUUAACCCUGCAAUUUGACGAGACUUCAGACUCCAGUGAGUUGCUAGCUUGUAUAAUACUACUAGCUCUAGCAACUCGUUGGACUCUGAAGUCUCGUUACAAAACAUAUUUGGGAAAUGUAAUUUGUAAAUUUGGUCACAUACUCGUGCUUUACCCGAUUUGGGUCUACUUUUCUGCGUUUCAUUUUAGAAAUAACACUUGUUACGGAAAAUACAUGGUCCAAUCAAUUUAUGAGUUUGUUUGUGUUUUC
Molecule: messenger RNA, 2240 nt
Organism: Juglans regia (Persian walnut)
Lineage: Eukaryota; Viridiplantae; Streptophyta; Magnoliopsida; Fagales; Juglandaceae
Product: plastidic glucose transporter 4-like
Exons: 14
Coding region: 271-1902 (543 amino acids)
Biological process (GO): transmembrane transport; carbohydrate transport
Cellular component (GO): membrane
Molecular function (GO): carbohydrate:proton symporter activity
Source: RefSeq, a predicted model, not a curated record